AUUUUAUCUAGGGAGUUAAACACCAUCUAUAUAUACUCGACUAAUUAUCUUCGUAUCGAAGAGCCUCAUACCCCCAAUCCCAAAUUCCACUCAUUGUUGUGCAAAAUGAAGCUACUACACAUCGUCCUCAUCCCAACCAUGGCCCAAGGCCACAUGAUACCCAUGCUUGAUAUGGCGAAGCUCUUCACCUCGAGAGGCCUCAGAGCCACCAUCAUCACCACCCCUUCCUUCUCCGCUCCCAUCACCCAAGCCCGACUCUCCGGCUUCAACAUCGGCCUCGUCGUCACCCCAUUUCCUCCACAAGGCUCCUCCUUGCCCCAAAACAUCGUAUCUUUCGACCAAAUGACCGAUCCCGAUCUCGCCUCCAAAUUCCUCGGGGCCAUGGAGCUGCUGCAGGAGCCUGUCGAGGAAAUCCUGCAGCAGCUCCGCCCCGACUGCAUCAUCUCAGACAUGUUCCUGCCCUGGACGGCCGAUUCUGCCGCCAAAUUCAGUAUCCCGCGCCUGGCCUUCUACGGCACCGGCUUCUUCGCGCGGUGCUUGUCGGAGAAAUUCGAGAUCCACAAACCCUUAGACAACGUGACCAUGACGUCGGAUCCGGAGGCGAUUCUCGUCCCCGGCCUCCCUCACGAACUCAAGUUUGUAAUACCGCAGCUUUGUCCCUUUUUUCUUGAAGAAACUGCGAAUGACUUCACCAAAAUGUUUGAGAAGAUGAAUGAGUCCUGGAAGAAGACUUAUGGAGAGGUUGUGAAUAGCUUCGACGAGCUCGAAUCAGGUUAUGCCAAUCACUACAAGAACGUUAUUGGGAGGAAGGCGUGGGAGAUUGGCCCUCUUCUUCUAUGCAGCGAGAAAAAUCACCACAGAGGAAAUGAAUCCGCCAUUGAUGAGCAUGAGUGCUUGGCUUGGCUCGACUCGAAGAAGCCCAACUCCGUCGUAUACGUUUGCUUCGGCAGCCUCGCCACCUUCAGCCGAGCGCAGCUGACCGAGACAGCAGCCGCGCUGGAAGCGUCCGGCCAAGAUUUUAUUUGGGUUGUGAGGAAAAAUGAAAGAGAUGAGGAGGAUUGGGUGCCGCUAGGGUUUGAGGAGAGAGUGAGGAACAAAGGGCUUAUCAUAAGGGGGUGGGCCCCUCAGGUGAUGAUUCUCUACCAUGUGUCCGUGGGGGCUUUUGUGACGCACUGUGGAUGGAACUCGACUCUGGAAGGGGUGUGUGCUGGCGUGCCGAUGGUGACGUGGCCGUUGUUUGCGGAGCAGUUUUUCAAUGAGAAGCUUGUGACGGAGGUUUUGGGGACUGGGGUUUCUGUUGGGAACAAGAGGUGGAUGCUGAGGGACAGCGAGGGCGUGGAGCGGGAGGCGGUGGCGAGGGCAGUGGAGGAGGUAAUGGUGGGCGGAGGAGCGGAGGAGAUGAGAAGGAGGGCUCAGAGGUAUAAGGAAAUGGCGAAAAAGGCUGUUGAAGAAGAUGGAUCUUCUUAUAAUAAUUUGAACGAUCUCAUUGAGGAAUUGAGCAACUAUGUUGCUCCAACCAAACAAGACAUAAAUUAGGACUUUUUUGUUUACUAUAAUUGUCUAUUUAUUAUUAUUAUUAUUAUUAUUAUUAUUAU
Messenger RNA from Salvia hispanica, 1595 nucleotides. Its product is annotated as scopoletin glucosyltransferase-like. Gene Ontology annotation, molecular function: UDP-glucosyltransferase activity. The record is from RefSeq and is a predicted model, not a curated record. NCBI's taxonomy places the organism in Eukaryota, Viridiplantae, Streptophyta, Magnoliopsida, Lamiales, Lamiaceae.